CAUGCAUAUAUCAUUCUCUACUUGCAUGUUAAUUUCUUUGUAAAAUAGAAUUUGAUUCUUGGAAAGGGAGAGAGAGAGAGAGAGAGAGAGAGAGAGAGAGAGAGAGAGAAUGGUGAGUUUGGUAGAGGAGGGAUUUGAAGGAGAGUUUUGUGAGGGUGUUGGUAGUACUCUUGCUUCUGGCAAACUCAGUGAUAAUGGCGAGCUGGAUGAUGAUGGCAAACCCAGACGGACUGGGACUGUGUGGACUGCGAGUGCACAUAUAAUAACAGCAAUCAUUGGGUCUGGAGUUCUUUCACUUGCCUGGGCAAUGGCACAAAUGGGAUGGAUUGCUGGCAUCGCCACCCUCUUAAUUUUCUCAUUCAUUACGCUUUAUACUUCUGGCUUCUUAGCCGACUCCUACAGGUCUCCUGAUCCAGUAACUGGCAAGAGAAAUUAUACAUACAUGGAAGCUGUCAAAGCCAAUCUAGGUGGAAAUAUGUAUAAGCUUUGUGGUUUAGUCCAGUAUACUUACAUGGGUGGAUUGGCAGUGGGCUACACUAUCACUUCUGCUAUAUGCAUUGUGGCCUUGCUUAAAUCAAAUUGUUUCUACAAGAGAGGUCAUGGAGCUCCAUGCAAGUAUUCCAGUAAUCCGUACAUGAUUGGAAUGGGAGUUGUAGAGAUUGUACUGUCUCAAAUCCCUAACCUCCAUGAGAUGUCAUGGCUCUCCUUUCUUGCAUCACUCAUGUCCUUUGGGUAUGCAUCCAUUGGAAUAGGACUCGCCCUUGCAAAGAUCAUUUCAGGGAAACGAGAAAGAAGUACGCUGACUGGAGUGGAAAUUGGGGUGGACUUGAGCCAGGCUGAUAAAAUUUGGACGAUGUUGAGAGCAAUCGGUGAUAUGGCAUUUGCUUGCUCAUAUGCUGGGGUCCUGAUAGAAAUCCAAGACACACUAAAAUCAUCACCGCCUGAAAACAAAGUGAUGAAGAAGGCUAACACGAUAGCGAUUCUAACUUCAACAGCUUUCUAUGUAAUGUGCGGUUGCCUUGGCUAUGCUGCAUUAGGGAACCGUGCACCCGGCAACUUGCUGACGGACUUCGGCUUUUCUGAACCCUUUUGGUUAAUUGACAUUGCUAAUAUUUUCGUGGUGCUGCAUCUAAUAGGAGCAUAUCAGGUAUUAUCCCAACCAGUCUUAAAUGUCGUUGAGACAUGGGCUAUCGCAAGGUGGCCAAAAUCAAAGUUCGUAACUAAUGAGUACCCAAUAAGUAUUGGCAAGCAGAAGUUGAACAUCAGUGUGAACCUGUUGAGAUUAACCUGGAGAUCAGCGUACGUUGUGAUAGUAACUGUCAUUGCCAUGGUAUUGCCCUUCUUCAACGACAUACUUGCGCUGCUGGGAGCCAUCGGAUAUUGGCCAAUGGCGGUAUAUUUCCCGGUGGAGAUGCACAUUGCUCAAAAGAAGAUUCAGAGGCAAACGGUCAAGUGGUUCUGUCUCCAGCUAAUGAACUUGAUUUGCUUAAUUGUUUCCAUUGCUGCAGCUUGUGGUGCCAUUCAAGGACUUGAUCAUUCUCUCCAGACUCAUAAACUUUUCAAGUUUUAAGCCCUAUCCAAAUUCAACACAAGUAUAUAGAAAAUGAUCAUCUCACUUAUUAGCUUACUUUCCAUUCUCUAUGCAAGCAAGUGUAAACAUAGAUAAUGUUUUUUUUUCCCUUAUUAAUGAAAUUUUUAGAGUUUCUUUUUUAAA
Molecule: messenger RNA, 1714 nt
Organism: Ricinus communis (castor bean)
Lineage: Eukaryota; Viridiplantae; Streptophyta; Magnoliopsida; Malpighiales; Euphorbiaceae
Product: amino acid permease 8
Exons: 7
Coding region: 110-1570 (486 amino acids)
Cellular component (GO): plasma membrane
Source: RefSeq, a predicted model, not a curated record